Messenger RNA from Solea senegalensis (Senegalese sole), 1966 nucleotides. RefSeq names its product zinc finger protein Gfi-1b-like. Gene Ontology annotation, molecular function: RNA polymerase II cis-regulatory region sequence-specific DNA binding; DNA-binding transcription factor activity, RNA polymerase II-specific. The record is from RefSeq and is a predicted model, not a curated record. The transcript is spliced from 6 exons. Bases 920 to 1837 code for a protein of 305 amino acids. Lineage: Eukaryota; Metazoa; Chordata; Actinopteri; Pleuronectiformes; Soleidae. Gene Ontology annotation, biological process: regulation of transcription by RNA polymerase II.
UUCAUCUUGACAUCAGUACAGUGACACCUUUAUUCAAACUGGGACCAAAAUUUACAGUCGACUGAACUAACAAGGUGUUUUUGGAGCCUUUACUUGUCAAAUGGAGGCAGAUCCUGAGUUGAUGGGUGUGAGAAAGAGAAAAGAGGACGCUGUCAGCAGCAAGGACACAAGAAACACUCAACAUUCAGCAGCGCAAUACAAAGGUAAGCUGCCACUGUUAUGGUCACAUACGCUGUUUAAACUUUCUUUUGAUGUAUUUUCAACUUCGGUUCACUACAAUGUACUCUGACCGACCUUAGAUUGUGAAAGAUAACAGGAUGCACAUAACAGAUUACAGAAAACACUAGAUUAUGAAGUGGAUUUAAUAAAGAGGUUAAUACUAAAUCUUCAUUAAUGUUAAAGUUUUCUUAUUCAUAAGCAGUUUAGUCUUCUCAAGUUGUUUUCUUUCAGGCUUUCCUUCCUUGUUUACCAAAUGAUAAACUAAUUCUAAAGCAUUUUUUAUUAGAUUACUUGCUGAAUAACUCAUGAUAAAUUAAUAAAUGUCGCCCCUUCAUCAAGCAAAAAUACACAAUUGAUUUGCUAAUUUUGCUAAUGAUGAAAUGACAUUUUCAAAUGUGAAACAAUUACUGAUGCUGCUUUUCAUUUUUAAUAAGACGAAUGUAUGCAUUUCAAAAGGAUGUUUAAUUGAAAGCAGAUAAUCUGUGUCAGUUGAGUAUUUCGACGACACCACAGCAGGGUUAUCCUCAGUGACAGCCCUGAAACUUAAGUGCAGGUGGCACGCUGUAUUUGUGAAGGAAACCUCAAGCUCUGGCAUUGUAACUGAACAUGUACGAGCAGGUGUGCAAGGAUCCAAACCUGACAUGAAAGAUCUAAACCUUUCAGACUCCUGCAGGUUCAUUCUCCCAGUCACCCUCCUGCUAUGCCUCGGUCCUUUCUCGUCAAAUGUAGAAGGUCUCAUCUACUCAGCCCGUAUAAGGAUUGCUUUAGACAAAACGCAGAGACUGAACAGCCUGUGCAGCGCAUGAAAGGAUCGGAGAGUGGGCAUCCUGAAGAUGCCAUGCAGCCUGUGUGCCCUGCUGUAGGAGUCAAAGGUCUUCUGGGUGAAAUAAGAUCACCGUGGGAUGAGAUGGGAGUCCAGUUUAACCGUGCGACCACAGACGAUCAUUGGACGUCAGCUAAAGCUCCGGUGGAGGACAGAGAUGCUGCUCUGCUCGCCUCGCCAUGGUUGCCAAAACAACACCAAGCAUCAGAGAGGGAGAGGGAACUGGAGAAACUGGUGUGCUUGCUUCUCAACCACACAUCGCACACUGAUCUCAGAUCCCCCGUCAGCCAGUGUCUACUCUGUGAAAAGUCUCUGUCAGAAGUCCUGCUGUCAGGUGGCCUCCAAGCUCAUGUCUCUGUUCCCUUGACACCAUCACCCACAGCUACAGACAGGACGCACAUGGCCUUCAGCUUCACAGGGCUUAGAAGCUACGGUAGAGCGAAGGACCGUAGCUUUGGCUGCAAGGUGUGCGGAAAGGUAUUCAAGCGCUCAUCCACCCUGUCCACACACCUUCUCAUCCACUCUGACACACGGCCCUACCCCUGCCAGUUCUGCGGGAAAAGGUUCCACCAGAAGUCGGACAUGAAAAAGCACACUUUCAUACACACGGGUGAGAAACCACACGUGUGCAAGGUGUGCGGUAAAGGAUUCAGCCAAAGCUCCAACCUCAUCACCCACAGUCGCAAACACAACAGCUAUCAGCCGUUCAGCUGCCCUCGGUGUCAUCGCACCUUCCAGCGUAGGCUGGACCUUCAGCACCACCAAGAGACGCUGUGUGGUUAUGGAAACAUUUAGACUCAAAACUGACGCCAGGAAGCUGGGCUGACAUUUAUAUAUAGUUCUCAGUCAUUCGACACUGCCAAAGCGAAAAGAUGUGCGUCAUGUAAUAAUAACAUGCAUGAAUAAAAACUACACUGCUUUCUC